CACACACGUAACAAGUACUUGGAAUGCUUCUCUCCCUCCCCCCCUUCCCUUUCCUCAUCCUCUCCCUAGCUCCUGCGUCCUGCUCACCUAAUAAUUCAGCCGUACAUUUAACACAUUGGUCUAAUAUUAGCUGUCGUAAAUUCAUAAACAAUCAAUAAGCACGUUACAUCAACGAGUGAGCAUGUUAUAGCCUUUGCCCCGAACAGUGCCUUGGAAAUGUUGGCACGGCGUGGUCGGGAAGGUUCUGCUAAGGUGGUAAGGUGUUCGAAGCAAAGUUUCACACAAACUCGGGUGCAAGUUUUUUCUAUAGUUUUUUUUAUAACCUUCAAAUUUACGUUGUGGCAGUCCUCAAAGCAGCGCUGACAGGGAGUUCUAGGACCAUACAUUGCUGUCUCUGCUGAUCGUUACUAUCGCACCAGUUUACAUGCGACAGAAGACGGAGGUGAAAGUGACACCUGACAUCCGUGACGCAGGUCUGGGCGCGUGCGUGGAGCAGGCCGGGCGUCUGGUCCUUGCCCCGCCGGUCAGUCAGGGCGGGUCAGGAUCUAACGCAGUUCUACAUCGUUGGAUUUGUGGUGUUUGUUUGAGGAUUCCUAGUGUAAUAGAAGGGGAGGACGGUGACGAGAAGAGCAUUGGAGUAUUUCAAGGGCCUCUGUCGACGGUGGACGCGGUGGACGGCACGCCAGAGCACCUCCCCUGCCUGGCCGCCCACAGCAGGCCCGGCGACGCCCCCGUGCUGGUGGUGUGGUGCAGGGACGGCUCGCGUAGGCAUCUCAAGGGGGUCAUCAAGGGGACCCGUUUUGAAGACGUGGACGACAUCAAAAAGGCCGUGAUGACGGAGCUGCGGAGGAUCCCGGAAGAAUCCUUCCAGGAGUGCAUGCAGGCGUGGCAGAGAAGGAUAGGAAAGUGCGUUAGACUCCAGGGGGAUUACUUCCAAGGGGAAAACUUGUAGUUUGUAGUUUGGAUUCAAAAUAAAUCUUUUGU
Eriocheir sinensis (Chinese mitten crab) is the source of this 984-nucleotide messenger RNA. RefSeq lists its product as uncharacterized. The transcript is spliced from 3 exons. Gene Ontology annotation, molecular function: nucleic acid binding. Bases 425 to 952 code for a protein of 175 amino acids. The record is from RefSeq and is a predicted model, not a curated record. NCBI's taxonomy places the organism in Eukaryota, Metazoa, Arthropoda, Malacostraca, Decapoda, Varunidae.